Messenger RNA from Chelonia mydas (Green sea turtle), 2094 nucleotides. It is a transcript of the gene HTR5A, whose product is annotated as 5-hydroxytryptamine receptor 5A. Gene Ontology annotation, biological process: adenylate cyclase-activating adrenergic receptor signaling pathway. The transcript has 2 exons. Gene Ontology annotation, molecular function: G protein-coupled serotonin receptor activity. The record is from RefSeq and is a predicted model, not a curated record. Bases 209 to 1279 code for a protein of 356 amino acids. Lineage: Eukaryota; Metazoa; Chordata; Testudines; Cheloniidae. Gene Ontology annotation, cellular component: plasma membrane.
GCUCGCUCGCGGAGGGGCCGGGGCUGUUCUCCCGUCCCCGGCGCCGAGCCCGCGGGCACGCUCCCUCCCGCCGGCGCCAUGGCCGCGCCUCCCCGCAAACUUUGCCUCGGGCCGGGCACGGAGGCGCAGCCGGCGCCCAGCCCGCCGCCGCCCGCGCCCUGAGUCCCGCGGCCGCCCUCCGCCGCGCCCUUCCCAGGCGGCGGCCGGCAUGGACGGGCCCCUGAACCUCUCCGCCACCCCGUGGGCAGCAGCGGCCAACCGGAGCGGCGGCGGCGGCCCCCCGGCGGCCCUGGCCGGCGGCGCCCCGCUGUCGGUGUUCGGCGUGCUGCUGCUCACCCUGCUGGCGCUGCUGGCCGCCGCCACCUUCCUGUGGAACGUGCUGGUGCUGGCCACCAUCCUGCGGGUGCGCGCCUUCCACCGCGUGCCCCACAACCUGGUGGCCUCCCUGGCCGCCUCCGACGUGAUGGUGGCGGCCCUGGUCAUGCCCCUCAGCCUGGUGCACGAGCUGGCCGGGCGGCGCUGGCGGCUGGGCCGGCGGCUGUGCCAGGUGUGGAUCGCCUUCGACGUGCUGUGCUGCACGGCCAGCAUCUGGAACGUGACGGCCAUCGCCCUGGACCGCUACUGGUCCCUCAGCCGCCACCUGGAGUACACCCUGCGCGCCCGCCGCUGCAUCUCCAACGCCAUGAUCGCCCUCACCUGGGCCCUCUCCGCCGUCAUCGCCCUGGCCCCGCUGCUCUUCGGCUGGGGCGAGACCUACUCCGAGGGCAGCCAGGAGUGCCAGGUCAGCAAGGAGCCUUCCUACACCGUCUUCUCCACCUUCGGCGCCUUCUACCUGCCGCUCUGCGUCGUGCUCUUCGUCUACUGGAAGAUCUACAAGGCGGCCAAGUUUCGCAUGGGAUCCCGGAAGAGCAACUCCAUCACCCCCAUCGCCCCCGAAGGGCUAGAGGUGAAGGAGGCCUCCCAACAAUCCCAAAUGGUCUUCACGGUCCGUCACGCCACUGUUACCUUCCAGACCGAUGGAGACUCGUGGAGAGAGCAAAAGGAGAAGAAAGCUGUCCUCAUGGUGGGCAUCCUUAUUGGGGUCUUCGUACUAUGCUGGAUCCCCUUCUUCAUCACUGAACUCAUCAACCCUCUCUGCUCCUGUGACAUCCCACCCAUUUGGAAAAGUAUUUUUCUAUGGCUCGGCUAUUCUAAUUCCUUUUUUAAUCCAUUGAUCUAUACGGCUUUCAACAAAAACUACAACAAUGCCUUCAGGAACCUGUUUUCCAGACAGCACUGAGCAGCAAGCAGGAAAUAGGAGGAAACCCCCUGUUCUCCAGCAACCCCUCUAAAGAUCCAUCACCUUCCCUACUUAGCACAUCCUAUACCAGGGGUUCUCAAACUGAUGGUCAGGACCCCUUGGGGUCGCAAAGUUAUUACAUGGGGGUUUGGGAGCUGUCAGCCUCCACCCCAAACCCUGCUUUGCAUCCAGCAUUUAUAAUGGUGUUUAAAGAUAUAAAAAAGUGUUUUUAAUUUAUAAGGUGGGGGUAGCACUCAGAGGCUAGCUACAUGAAAGGGGUCACCAGUUCAAGAGAUUAAGAACCACUGUCCUAAACAGACUGGGGAACACUGAAACAAACUCUCCACUACAGAGAUCACCAUAAGGAUUCACUGAGCUCAUAAAAGAUUGCUUCUGAAAUUCAGCAGCCCUCAGAGACUCUGCCCACACUUCCUUUCCCACCCUUAGAAUCUCUGGGUUGGAAUGGACCUCAGGAGGUCAUCUAGUCCAACCCCCUGCUCAAAGCAGGACCAAUCCCCAACUAAAUCAUCCCAGCCAGGGCUUUGUCAAAACUUCAAAAAAAAAAAAAAAACACCCUUCAAGCCAGUUGUUUUGUAAACAGCAAACAAGGGCUUGCUGAGUCUCCAGCCAGGUCCUUUUCCAGCAUAUGUUUGACUUUACCCUCUCUUCAGUGAUGUCACUCAGGGGCAGUUUGGUUGCAAGAGCAGGGCAGAGGAGUCCAUGUGACACAAAAGGGUUUUUGCAAAAAGAAAAGGAGUACUUGUGGCACCUUAGAGACUAACCAAUUUAUUUGAGCAUAAGCUUUCAUGAGCUAC